This is a messenger RNA of Lolium perenne, 1014 nucleotides long. NCBI's taxonomy places the organism in Eukaryota, Viridiplantae, Streptophyta, Magnoliopsida, Poales, Poaceae. The record is from RefSeq and is a predicted model, not a curated record.
CACUCACUCAUUGCCCCCUUCCCAGCUUCAAGCCAAUCCACAUCUCGGUCCUCAUCUCCCAGAGCCUGGCUGGGACACCGAGUGAUGGCUGCUCUCCGCACAGGAAUGGACGCAACUGAAGAACUCAACGACGAUGCGGCUUUCUAUGCGCCUGCAUACCAGACAGAAGGAUCUGGCCCUUCACCAACUUCGCGCACCUCAGUUCAGAAGGUUUUGUCAGUUAUAUCCCAGUUUACUGAGUAUAAGAAAUUUCUUGUUGAACAGACUGGGUUUGCUGGCAUACUAAAGUUGCCACAGAUUACUAGGCUGAACCUUAGAUUUAGCAAAUGGCUCCUGCAGAAAAUAGAUGUAGGCAACACAUCAAUAGUUUUUGGUGAAAAUCCAACUAGGCAGAUAAGGUUCUUUGCCGCUGAUGUCCACAAGGUUUUUGGUAUACCAUGUGGACCACGCGAUAUCCACGCACCUGAAUCACAAUGCUCUCCCAACACUAUUGAAUUCAUUAGAACUGCUCUUGGGAUGAAUGACAAGGGUAACCAGAUUCUGAAGGUCUCUGAAAGUGUUAUAGCUAGGCCGCUGGACGAGCACACAUCCAGCAACCUAGAGAAAGAUUGUUUUAAAAUUGCAUUUGUCAUUUUUUUGAUGGGACACUUGCUUGCACCAUCCACCAAGCACGACAACAGAUCAAUAGACUUCUGGGGUGCACUAGCCAAUACAGACAACAUCCAAGAUUUCAACUGGUGUGAGUAUGUCCUGCAAGAUUUGUUCGCCGCCGUCAGAACUGUCAAGGAUGACAUUGCGAAAAACCGCACCAGUACCCACCUAUACGGCUGCCAUCUGUGGGCACAGGUUUUCUACCUCGACAACCUUGAACUAGAAAUUUUUAACCUCCGACAUUCAGUCAUGCCCCGUGUAGCUGCAUUCGACGACACACAGAUGAGGCGAAUGAUACUGCAGUGCUCAACAACAAUAAAUGGUGUGGAGCAAUGGAGUUGUGCAACCGUAAGUUCAAGUUAA